This is a messenger RNA of Coprinopsis cinerea okayama7#130, 1692 nucleotides long. RefSeq lists its product as hypothetical. Lineage: Eukaryota; Fungi; Basidiomycota; Agaricomycetes; Agaricales; Psathyrellaceae. The record is from RefSeq and is a predicted model, not a curated record. The coding region runs from base 1 to 1692 and encodes 563 amino acids. The transcript has 2 exons.
AUGGGCGUAGAGGCACCUCCUUCCAACCCUUCUGCUCAACCUGGCAUCACUAGAACCAGCGCUCGCGAUGCACUCUUGUCGAACGAGGACUUGUUGGACAUCAUCUUCGAGUUUGUACAGGAGGCCUAUGUCGAUGGCAAGGCUUUUCCGCAGACCUUUUCCUGCAACCAACAACUCCUCCACCUCGCGCUGACGCACAAAGGCUUUCGCGACUCGGCUCUGAAGGUCCUUUGGAGAACUAUCCCGGGCUUACUCCCGCUCUUCAAGCUGAUUCCAGAAUUCGAACGUAUCGAUGGCGUCUAUAUGUUUACCAACACAUUGGACCUGGACAAGCUCUCCUUCUACUACGCAAAGCACGUCAAGAGCAUCUCCUUUGCCGGUCAAGGCGAUAUCAUUUCACCCCUCGCAUACCAAGUGUGGCCUACGGUUUCAGGGCGGACUGAUAUACCCUUACCAACUCUUCGAAAACUCCGCAUCGACUGCUCCGCUAGUACUUGCGACUACGCCGGAGCGCUGUUCGUCGCGUCCACUGUACAACCUCGUCUCCUCUCGAUCGAAGUCGUCGGGAUGCACCCGACAUCAUCCACCUUCCUUCGGCAACUCAAUAUGACGCUUUGCCUUAGGCACCGCCAAGUAUUACAAGAAGUGACACUAGAAGGCGACCUUUCUGCGCAGCUCCUUCAGACCAUCCUCGUUCACCUUUGCUCAACCAAAGUCUCGCGACUUAAGAUCGACAUCCGUGGAGAAGCCGGUACUGCCUUGUUCAAAAAGGACAUCUUCAGCCUUCUGUGCCAUUUACCUAACCUCACCCACCUCUCGCUUAAAGCACCAGACGCCCCUUUAAUCCAAGAAACGGGACCACGUCCCCAGCUCGAGUUUCCACUCCUACGCACUCUCAGCUUCAACUGCACCCCUCCACUCGCAGCUUGUGCUCUCCACUGGAUGAUAUCCGCACCCAGCCUCUUAUCCGUCGAGCUUGAAACAUACCAAGGCACCUUCCUGCCCCUUCCAGAGACGAAAGACUGUCUCAACCGGUUCGUCCAGCGCGCAAUAGCCCACCCAACCGUCCCUUCUAUCCGAAUCACCCAACCCGGUCCCACGCCCUUGCACCUCCCCUUCCCAGCCGAUCUCGGCAUCUCCAAGAGCCCAACCAACCUCCAACACCUCUUCCUCGGCGUCCACGGGAUAUCCAAUACAUCAGCUUUCAUCGCCACUCUUGCGAGGAUUUGCCCUCGGCUUGUGUCGCUUGUUCUACCAGCGACCAGUCUAGACCCCUACUACAAGAAACCAGACUUGACAUCCCUCGCAGUCCUCGCAAAAGGCUGUCCUGACCUUCUCGACAUCCGCAUCUCCCUGCGACUACACCGCAUCACACCAAAAGAAUACUCCCCACAACACGGCUUCCCUGGGGAACGGCUGCUCAAGUCUGGCGCUGAAGCCGCUGGUGAGUCGAUAUCAAGCGGACAUCCCCUCAAGUCGUUAGGAAUUAGUGAUGCGGGAGGAGACCAACAAUUCGGUGUUACGGACUGUAUCUCAAUGGCACAAUACAUCCACCGGCUCUUCCCCAAGUUGGAUCGGUUGGAAGGGUACCGCGAUGCUGCGGGAGGGGGGUCUGGGCGGAAAGAAACGUUUGAGGCCUUACAGGAAUUGAUUUCGGUAAUGGGGAGGUUAAUUUUGUCUCAAGGGGUAUAA